UAACAAGGGAAAUGGACAAGCGAUUAUCUGAACAAACGAGGAUAUAAGAAUGAAAUUCUCUAGCUAACCGUGGAAGAGGAGAGCAGAAUGCAGUGGUACUUGGUUGCCGCGCUUCUCACCGUUCUCACUAGCUCUCAGGGAAUUUUGACAACUCUAUCUCAAAGUGAAGGAAGGUAUUUGUACGACUAUGCGACUGUACCAUUUCUUGCUGAAUUUUUUAAGCUAGUGGUUUCUGGUUUGCUUCUUUGGAGAGAGCACCGGACAUCACCAUCUGUGAGGAUGACUACAGACUGGAGAACUGUGCGCUUAUAUCCUAUUCCAUCAGUAAUAUAUCUAAUUCAUAACAAUGUCCAGUUUGCUACACUGACUUAUGUGGAUACAUCAACAUAUCAGAUAAUGGUGGAUGGCAAUUGUUCUAUUAGCUGUUGGAACAACUACAAGUCAGUAAAAGAAGAAAUGCAUGGGGCACGUCUAUUUUGCAUUAUACCUCCAGAUGCAAAUUGGCUGCAAGAGUUUAGAACUUCCCCAAAAGAAUUGAUAAUAGUUAAAGGUUGUGGAGAAGCUUCUUGUGAUUCUCUAUUUUCAGCUCCAAUCCAAGGCUAUUUGUUGGGUAUUCUAUCUGCUUGCUUAUCAGCUUUGGCUGGUGUCUAUACGGAGUUUCUGAUGAAGAAGAACAAUGACAGCUUCUACUGGCAGAAUGUGCAGUUGUAUACAUUUGGUGUGAUAUUCAAUAUGGCGUGGCUUCUUCUAGAUGACUUCAGAAGCGGAUUUGAGAACGGGGCAUGGUGGCAACACCUUCUCAAUGGCUAUGGUAUUACUACAUGGAUGGUGGUUUUGAAUCUCGGAUCCACUGGCUUACUGGUUUCAUGGUUGAUGAAGUAUGCUGACAACAUUGUGAAGGUAUAUUCCACAUCAAUGGCAAUGUUGCUGACGAUGGUAUUAUCAAUAUACCUUUUUAGCUUCAAGCCUACAUUGCAGCUUUUCCUGGGUAUCAUCAUCUGUAUGAUGUCACUGCACAUGUAUUUUGCCCCUCCAAACAUGCUUGUGGAUUUGCCGACAACAAUUAAAGCUCCGCAUCCUCCUGAGGGCCUAAAAGAAGUUUCUAUUGAACAACGAACAGAUUCCUGAUAUUUCUCAUAUUAUAUAAACUAAUUCUUUUGCCAGUUGCUCACUGAAAGUUGUAUUGCAAAAUGGUUUUUAAUUCAUAUGGAUAUGCCUCCUUGGCUGGUGUUGAGCCAAUUUUUAGAGCGUCA
Molecule: messenger RNA, 1253 nt
Organism: Manihot esculenta (cassava)
Lineage: Eukaryota; Viridiplantae; Streptophyta; Magnoliopsida; Malpighiales; Euphorbiaceae
Product: CMP-sialic acid transporter 1
Exons: 9
Coding region: 88-1128 (346 amino acids)
Biological process (GO): pyrimidine nucleotide-sugar transmembrane transport
Cellular component (GO): Golgi membrane
Molecular function (GO): pyrimidine nucleotide-sugar transmembrane transporter activity
Source: RefSeq, a predicted model, not a curated record